This is a messenger RNA of Echinococcus granulosus, 597 nucleotides long. RefSeq lists its product as hypothetical. Bases 1 to 597 code for a protein of 198 amino acids. The record is from RefSeq and is a predicted model, not a curated record. The transcript is spliced from 6 exons. NCBI's taxonomy places the organism in Eukaryota, Metazoa, Platyhelminthes, Cestoda, Cyclophyllidea, Taeniidae.
AUGCCUCCACGCCUUGUUUCUCAAUCUCAUCUUUGGUUUUUUUUAAGGAUUUGGAUAUGUUCCCUAAUUGAUAGUGAACAUUUUGAGCCACAGGCUCGUAAAAUUAUGAUUUCUUGUUUAGUUGCCUGUUUGACUAUGCAAAUACUUAAGUCUUCCAGGGUGCUGGCAGCCCCAAUUCUUCCUUUUGCUGCGAAACCAUUUGGCAUGCGUUUGAUGUUGGAAACUCUGUCAACUUUGAGUCUUAUUACUAUUCAUGCAUUGUCCACCGUAAAAGUCGGAAAUUGGCAACUACAUUCUAGGAAAACUCGUCAAACGAAGUUUCACUGCAAGAACCAGUUGGCAAUGUUUUUUGUAGCUGUAAAUGCUUGGAAACUGACACAAAGGUUUAGUCUUGGUAUGCUAUUUGAACGGAUUUUCAAAUGUUCUCAUUUUACUAUUAAUCACAGAAAGGGAGUUGUCGUUUUUACUUAUCCUAUAUCACUGUUGGACAAACUUAUUCCAGUCUACGAGUCAGUAGAUGUGUGCUGGUUUGAAGUUAUCCCAUUUGCUAGUAACUCAGAAUUAUUUUUUUCCCAAAACAAAUCAUCUCCAAGUUAA